Messenger RNA from Dendronephthya gigantea, 780 nucleotides. Its product is annotated as influenza virus NS1A-binding protein homolog A-like. The coding region runs from base 1 to 780 and encodes 259 amino acids. Gene Ontology annotation, molecular function: protein binding. Lineage: Eukaryota; Metazoa; Cnidaria; Anthozoa; Malacalcyonacea; Nephtheidae. The record is from RefSeq and is a predicted model, not a curated record. The transcript has a single exon.
AUGAGGGAGAGUCGCGUUGGAUCAUCUGCAUUCGUGUUUAAUAAUGAAAUCACAAUCGUAGGUGGUAAUACCAAUCAUGGUCCAACUGAAACUCUCACGAAGCUUUCUAUCAGCCCAGAUAUGAAAAGCUCGUCUUGGUCUGAGCUCUCGACGCGACUUCCUGAAAAAUUGUAUGGUCACAGCAGUGUUCUGUGUGAUGGAAUUGUUGCUCAUAUCGGUGGAUGCAACAAAAACAAAAAUAUAUCAAGGAACAUUCAUCAACACAGAAUAUCGCCGACUGGGUUUCAGUCUUGGUUACCCACUCCGUUUAUGCCAGAUCCUAGAUGCUUCCACGGAGCUCAAGCAUUUGAUAACAAGGUAUUUGUAUUUGGAGGACGUAGCUCAUAUGAACGGAGCCUUGAUAGCGUUAUUUCAUAUGAUUUUAAAGAUGAAGUUACACAGCUGGCAUCCCUCCCUUACCCCAUGAGUGAGAUGGCAACUGUACGUUGGGGUGAUAAUGUCAUUCUUAUUGGCGGUGCAGACCAAAAUGGGAAGCCUUUAUCCACUGUUGUUAUUUACAAUGUCAUUACAGAGAGAUGGCAUAUUUUACCACCAAUGAAUGAGAAGAGAAAAGCGUGUUCUGCAGUUGUUGUUCAGAAUAAGAUUUUCGUCAUGGGAGGACGAACUCAGAACAAUACUUGUCUUCGCUCUGUUGAAUGUUUCAACUUCAACAGUUACUCAUGGCAGAAUAUUCCAGCCAUGAUUACAGCAAGAGAACGAGGUGUGGCAGUUGCCUUCUAG